AUGUUGGGACGACUGGCUUACUUGGCCUUGAUGGCAACCCCGGCCUUUGCCGGUGUCAUGAGCCAAGUGAAAACCGGAAGCGAUGUCAAGAUGAUUGCAACUCCUCCAAAUGACCGAUUGAUGUCACUAUCGAUUGCUCUGGCCCUAGGAAACAUUGACCAGUUGGAGGAAAAGCUCAAGGCCGUCUCUUCUCCAGACAGUGACGACUACGGCAAUUAUCUCGACAAGGAUGAAGUCGAAACACUGUUUCGCCCUUCGUCUGCCGCCUUCAGUGCCGUCACCCAGUGGUUAGAAGACGCCGGUGUUGAGCAUAUCUCGCAGCAAGGAGCAAACAUCAACUUUGCAACAACGGUUGGCAAGGCCAAUAAGCUUCUCAACACGCAAUUCGCCUACUACAAUGUUCAAGGUGUCCAGAAACUGCGGACGAAACAAUACUCGGUGCCCGACGACAUCGCAGAGCAUGUUCAAUUAAUUCACCCUACAACUUACUUUGGCAAGACAAGGUCUAUGAGGAUGCCCGACGACAUGAUCGUGCCAGCGAGAAUCACCCAGGGCACUUUCUCCACCAACACCACCUCAAACUGUUCUGCCCUCGUCACUCCAGACUGCUUCCGGAAGGCAUACGGUGUUGGAGACUACGUACCGGACGCUAGCUCUGGCAGUCGUGUUGCCUUUGGCAGUUUCUUGAACGAGUCUGCUCGGCUGGAGGACUUGCACCUUUACCAAACUACUUAUGGUAUCCCGCUGUCCAACUUUUCCGUGGUUCUCAUCAAUGGUGGCCUAGACCAUCAGGACAUUAAUGGUUCAAUCGGAGAAGCCAACCUCGACGCUCAGUUUGAGAAUGCCAUGUCAUAUCCCCUGCCCCAAACGCAAUUCAUCACGGCUGGCAGCCCGCCCUUCAUUCCGAAUCUGGACAUCCCCGAUGAAGAGAGCAACUCGAAUGAGCCCUACCUUGAAUACUACGAGUUUCUGCUCAAUCAAACGAAUGCUGAACUCCCCCAGGUCAUCUCCAACUCGUACGGUGAUGAUGAACAGACGGUGCCGCCCGAGUACGCAAAACAUGUUUGUGAUCUGAUAGGCAUGAUGGGUCUGAGAGGCAUUACGGUGCUCGAAUCCUCGGGAGAUACUGGAACCGGUGCUCCAUGCAUUUCGAAUGACGGCAAAAACCAUACCGAAUUCACACCAGCGUUCCCAGGAACUUGUCCAUACAUCACCGCAAUUGGUGGAACCCAGUCUUGGGCUCCGGAAAUUGGCUGGACCGGAAGUACAGGAGGCUUCAGCUUCUACUUUCCCAGAGCUUGGUAUCAGGAGCAAGCUGUAGAAGGAUACCUCAAAGAUGGCAUCAGCCCCGAGGCCAAGGCUUACUAUGAUGCUGGCGGAUUUGCCAACUUUUCCGGGAGAGGCUUUCCUGACAUCAGUGCUCACAGCUUGCACCCCAAUUAUGCCGUCUUCAACGCAAACAAGCAAGGACAGACGGGUGGUACUUCAGCCGCUGCCCCCGUCGUGGCCGGUCUGAUCGGUCUUCUCAACGACGCCCGACUCCGGGCCGGGAAGCCGACCAUGGGCUUCAUCAAUCCCUUCCUGUACAGCCUUCCGUCUGGAAUACUCAUCGACGUAAUCAAUGGCACCGCGACUGGUUGUACAGGUGUCAACUCGCAAACCGGCGCCGAGCUUCCGGGCGCGGGCAUCAUUCCCUACGCAUCUUGGAACAACACCAUCGGUUGGGACCCAGUGACAGGUCUUGGUAUGCCUUACUUCCAGAAGCUCGUUAAGGCGGCUUUGGACAUAGUAUAA
Messenger RNA from Pestalotiopsis fici W106-1, 1794 nucleotides. RefSeq names its product Tripeptidyl-peptidase 0.0. The transcript has 3 exons. The coding region runs from base 1 to 1794 and encodes 597 amino acids. Gene Ontology annotation, biological process: proteolysis. Gene Ontology annotation, molecular function: serine-type endopeptidase activity; tripeptidyl-peptidase activity. NCBI's taxonomy places the organism in Eukaryota, Fungi, Ascomycota, Sordariomycetes, Amphisphaeriales, Sporocadaceae. The record is from RefSeq and is a predicted model, not a curated record.